AUGUUUUUACGUGCACCUUGCAAAAUCAAUUUAACAUUAGAUAUAUUUGAUAAGAUGGAACGUACUGAUGGUUAUCAUAAUAUUGAUUCAUUCGUGGUACAAUUUGGUGAACCAGCAGAUGAAUUACGCGUCCAUAUCAAACCUGCUUCAGAUAAGAAUUCUAUUAAAGUGACUUGUAAUGAUUCACGUCUACCUGUUGAUACUCGAAAUUUAGUAUAUCGAGCAGCUGAUGCAUAUCUGAUGCAUAUUGAUAGUCCCUUUAAUAUAGAAAUUGAUCUUUACAAGCGUAUACCAACUGAGGCAGGAUUAGGUGGUGGUAGUAGUGAUGCAGCUGCCGUUUUACGAGCCUUAAAUAAUUAUUUUAAUCAAAAAGUUGAACCAUUAGAAUUAACAGCUAUGGCUGCACGUAUCGGUUCCGAUGUACCGUUGUUUUUGGCAGAAAAACCAGUGCGUGUACGCGGUCGUGGUGAAAUUAUUGAAUCACUAGAUUUUGAGCUACCUGUGCUUUGGGGUAUCCUUGUACACCCUGGAAUAGGUGUAUCAACGCCACAUGCAUAUGCUGUUCUCGAUGCAGUGCCAAAUCGACAACCUGGAACUAGUACUGAAAGACUUCUGGCUCGAUUAUGUGACAAGAAAGAAAUACCAAUUAGCAUCAGUGAACUUUUAGCAACAGGUUUAUCUAAUGAUUUUGAACCUGUUGUACUCACUGCUUAUCCUGAUAUUGCCAAAGCACAUGAAAUUAUUGUUUCUGCAGGCGCUCUACGUACUCUUUUGUGUGGAAGUGGUUCGGCUAUAUUUGGUCUCGCUCGAGACCUUCAACAUGCUAAUGAACUAGUUGACAUAUUAACUAUUCAUUUCUCUUCUAUAAUGAUCGUUUCAAGUUCAUGUCCUGAUGCAUUUAACAUUAAUCAAAUUUAA
Rotaria socialis is the source of this 918-nucleotide messenger RNA. The record is from the annotation of a GenBank genome assembly. NCBI's taxonomy places the organism in Eukaryota, Metazoa, Rotifera, Eurotatoria, Philodinida, Philodinidae.